This is a messenger RNA of Scophthalmus maximus (turbot), 5391 nucleotides long. RefSeq names its product protein prenyltransferase alpha subunit repeat containing 1 (gene ptar1). Gene Ontology annotation, cellular component: cytoplasm. The transcript is spliced from 7 exons. Gene Ontology annotation, biological process: protein prenylation. Gene Ontology annotation, molecular function: protein prenyltransferase activity. NCBI's taxonomy places the organism in Eukaryota, Metazoa, Chordata, Actinopteri, Pleuronectiformes, Scophthalmidae. The record is from RefSeq and is a predicted model, not a curated record. The coding region runs from base 1263 to 2693 and encodes 476 amino acids.
AGGGUGUACCCCGCCUCUCGCCCAAUGUUAGCUGGGAUUGGCUCCAGCCCCCCAGGACCCUUAAAUGGAUAAAGCGGUAGACGAUGAAUGAACAUGCAUUUCUACAAUGAGAAAACAUGAUAAUACUGAUUAUAUAGUGAUGAGGAUUGUGAGAUGUGGUUGAAAGAAAAAGCUUGAUUAUUUUGUUAGACACUUUUAGUGAUACUUUUUUUUGUGUGGCUCCAUUGCUUGAAGCCUACCAAUGUAGCGUUAAAAUAUGACAGGAACAUACUUUUCUGAUUUCUAUGUGGCACACAUUGCUAUAGUGCUAAAUAAAAAGGAAGUUUAGAUAUGAUCACGUGAGCACAACUCACAAACCCAAUAAUAUGAAAACAAAGCAGUGGAAAGCCUGGAAUUAAAAGUUUUUUGUUGUUGUUUGUUUCUGGGGGAGAACAGGCUUUCAGCAAGUUGAAACUGGUGAAAUUUCACCAGGGGUGAAGUCAUUUUCAUAUUUGACAUUCGUCAGUUUUCGUGGCUGUUAUCUUCAUUAGCUCCGCGUCUCAAAACUUGAUCUGUCUCAGUUUUUGAGAUAUGUUGGAGAGCUCCGUCAGGAAGACGUUUCACAGAUUUGACCAAAAUCAAAGUCAAAGUCACCGAAGAUGACGAUGUAGUGGAGAGGAGCGCCAGGCGUUGAAUGUCUGCUCAGUGAGCAUGUCACUAUAGGCAUUGUCAGGGACAACCCAUUUCAAUCUUCAAUACCUUUUUUUGUUUUUAAAACAUUGGAAUGUCGAACAACUGUUAUUUUACAGAAUGACAGACAUUUAGUGUUUCACACCUAAAGGUUAAAAAACAGAAAGAAAUUGAAAGAAGUUAUUUAAAAAUGAAAUGUUUGCAUUUUCAAUAGCUCAGUCAUUAGUUUCUGUAACACCUCACAACUUUCACAGCUGUUAGUUUGUGAAAAAGGCCUCAGCAAAUCCCAAAGCAUCCUUACCAGUGUGCAGUUUGCUUUAAUAUGCAUAUUUCAAUGUUUUAUUUUUCAAUAUCUCACUUGUUUAUGGAUUUAUUGACAUCAAACCCCAUCUAAUGUGUCUGGGACAGAUCGUCUCACAGCUGCAGUACCAUGUGUGGCCACUGGGAAAAGAAUAGCUGCCAGGAUGAGCAGCGGCCCGGAAUAAGUAACACAUUCCUGCAUUGGCCCUGUGGGCUUUCCGUACUAUUGGGUUGGGUUUUUUUACCCGGAAAAAGAACUAGGUCCCCCGUGACGUCACUGGACGCGCUUAAAAAUGGCGGAGUCGGAGGAGGAGGUGGACGUGCUGGUGCAGAGAGUUGUCAAAGACAUCGCCAACGCCUUCAAGAGGAAUCCCAGCAUCGAUGAGAUCGGUGUGAUCCCAUGUCCGGAGGCCCGUUACAACCGCAGUCCCAUUGUGCUGGUGGAGAACAAGCUGGGUGUGGAGAGCUGGUGUGUCAAGUUCCUGCUGCCGUAUGUCCACAACAAGCUACUGCUCUUCCGCCAGCGCAAACAAUGGCUGGACAGGGAAGCAUUAGUGGAUAUCACCUGCACUUUGUUGCUGCUUAACCCGGAUUUCACCACUGCGUGGAACGUCAGGAAGGAGCUGAUGCAGUGUGGAGUGCUGAUCCCAGAAAAGGACCUCUAUCUGGGCAAGUUGGCUCUCACAAAAUUCCCCAAGAGUCCAGAGACAUGGAUCCACCGACGCUGGGUGCUGCAGCAGAUCCUGCGUCAGUCCUGCGCCGUGGGCCACAGUGGGGAGCAGCAGCAGCAGCAGCAGGGUGAGGAGGCGCCGCCGGCUGACAGAGAGAGGAGCCAGCAGCUUAGCGACCACAUGGCCCGGACGCUCCACCAAGAGAUGAAGGUGUGCUCCGACGCCGCCUGCCGCUAUCCCAGCAACUACAAUGCCUGGUCCCACCGCAUCUGGGUGCUGCAGCAUAUGGCCAAGGGCAAUGUCAAGGUGUUCCACGACGAGCUGUCCUCCAUGCGUCUGUGGGUGUCCAUGCAUGUGUCCGACCACAGUGGCUUCCACUACCGGCAGUUCCUGCUCCAGGAGCUGACUGCAGAGCUCUCCCAGACGCCACCCUCCACCUCCACCACCACCUGUUCAUCCCACCACCAGUCGAGCGCUGCCCCCAGCGUCAGCCCCCCCCCAAACAGCCACGCCCAGGCUAACGGGGAGCUGUCGGCAGCGGAGGCGGCGGGCGAGGAAGAGGGGCAGCUCGGCUUCCCCACUGUCCCUCAGCUCUUCCACCAGGAGAUGGAGCUGUGCUCUGACCUGAUACAGUCCUUCCCCGGACACGAGACACUCUGGAGUCACAGGCGUCAUGUCUUCUACCUGUGGCAUCAGUGGAGGAGUGAACAGCAGCACCACUGCAGCAGCAAAGGAAGCAGCAACUCGGUCCACUUGAACGACGGCGACGCAACGCUGCCCGAGGUCGACGCUCAGAGCUGCGCGGACCGGGGCGACAGCGUGAACGGAAGGGGGCGCACCACUGAACCUAUGGAGGUGGACAGGGCGUCCUUGCCCGACCCGCGGGACAGCAAGCGACUGAAGAGAGGCGUCCCGCCGCCCGCCCCUCACACCCUGCCCUCGGAGCACAGCUUCGUCAGGGGCGUCCUGGACCGCUGCUCCAACACCGAGCAGAGACACUUUGUCCUGGCGUACAAGAAGUGGUUGGACACUGUCAUCGGUCAGCAGCCUUGAGAGAGGGGAGGAGAACAGCUCGGCCCUUUUCUUUCUCAACAUUAAAGUUGCCUUUAGACAAAGAUGUAGGAUUAUCGCUGACAGUAUCUUAUAAUACUUCAGACGCAGUGAUGACUGUAGAAAGCCGUCACUGUCCUGUCCUUCCGACAGCGAGGAGAGGGGACAGGGCGCGAUGUUCCUCCUCAGAAACAUCUGGAUUCUUUUUGAGCUUCUUCUGAGCCAGUCCUCCUCCUUCAGAACUCACGUCUGCACAUAUAAAGCCUGUUGGUCCACCGUGUCUGUCACUAGUUUCUGCUCUUAUUUCAGGUUUCUCAAAGCCCUCAGGACCAAUAGCCCACCAUUUGUUUCGUCGCGGGCUCGGCACUCGUCCAUGUUACUUCAUUUUUCGAGUAUUUCAGCCGAGAGACACAAUGUGAAGCUGGAGGAGGAAGAAGAGCAGAGGGCCUCAUGCAAGAACAUUAUCGUAUUCUUCUCCUAAAUGUGUUAGUACGGUAAGAACGGGCCACGUCGGAGUCGUCUUCUGACCAAUUAAAGCAGAGCAGUUCAUGCUGUGUCACCUGAGAGUCACUGGAAUGAAGAUGAGAUGCUCCCACACGGGCCAGCACAAGGCAUAAGUGGCCACCAUAUAGGCACGACACAGGCACUGUCACACAGACAGUUGAUGGAAAAGUCAGUGGCGUAUAAAGUUGAAGACAAAGGCUAUGUCACAAAAAAGGACAUGCAUGGCUGAUUUCAAUGUUUUUACCGUAAACAUACACCGGCUAGUUAACCGUCAAACAAGCCUUCGGUUUAGUCGAGGCAUCUUCAGCUAACGUUAGCUGAGGAAAUAUAACGACACUCGGUACUGUAUCACUUUAAAUAUCAAACACGACCAUUAUUGUGAGUUGGCUACUUUUAAGAUUAAAAACCAUAGCAGCAUAGAGGCUGACGGUUUAAUGUGAGCAACACAGCUACGAAUUCAAUUGAAUUGAUAACCGCUGUUAGAUUUACAGAAGUUGUGCGAACGAUCAGUGACAAUAGUAUUAGUGGCCGUAUGAAAAUGGCUUUAAAGAAAACCGUCAUGUUGCCACAGCGAGUGGAUGAAUGCCUGAAGGAGGUCGAGGAGAAUUCUCAGUCACUGAUAUGGAUGUUUUCUCCUGGUGCUGGAUCAGGACAACUAUAUGCAGCAUGAACAAAAAAGUGAACAACACCGACUUUGUGCAACAGAGUUCAGCAGGUACAUGAACACGUAACUAUAUAGUAUCAGUUUAAUUGCUUACUUUAACAAUGUCAAUACAAUGAGGUGUGUUCAUAUAUUUAUAUGUACAUUUUUAUAUAUUUUAGGGUCUGGACCGCACGUAAACUGUGUACACACCUGGAAGAAAACUCAAAACAGGAUAAAACAGGUGAAUCCGGCGAGUUCUCCCGAAUCACUCAUCCGCACAACUUCAGAACAAUUCUGUUCUUGCGUCAGGUCCAAUGUCUCUCCCCUAACACUAGCGCGACUCGUCACAACCUCUGCUCGCUUGACCCAAUUGUAUGAAAUGCCAAAAUAGCCAAUAAUAUAUAGAUAAUAAUGCACUAAGAAAUAAAAUAUGAUAUAUGUGACCUGAUAAAUUGUCAUAAUUUGAUAAAUAAUUAAAACAACUAAAAAAGGAUUUAUUAGACGUCAAUAAAAUUGUUUAUUGUGAUUAAUUUCCACAUGAGUUUUAAUCAUUUAUACUCCAGUAUUUAUUCACAUGUUUCUAUUUCAAGUAUUGGCCCUUUUUGAAUAAAUUAAACUUAUGGAAUGAGUGUGGUUUUAAGUUAAUGUUUUCUUCCUCUUGAUGAAAUGAUCUCCGUUUUCUACGGAGCCCCUCUGGUGACAUAGGUGGGAAAGAUUAUUGCGUGGCCACGAGUUAAUAUUAAUCCGUGAGAAUGAGAUAAUUAACUCGUGGCCACGCCAUAGUAGUGAUCUCGUUCAGGGCUGCAACUAACGAUUAUUUCCAUUAUUGAUUAAUCAGUUGUUUUUCUUUCUUGUCUGGUUACUUUGCACCAGCUUAGCUUGAGAGAUUUCUUAAACCAACCGGCCACAACAGGAUGAGCGACAUCAUCACCACAUACAGAGACGCUACGUCGAAAAGGUCAAAAACCUUCAUUAUGUCUUUUCUGCUGAUGAAUCAUUUAGCUCUCCUGUGUCUGCACAGUUCAUUUUGAAGAUGAUCUUAAAUCCAAUUUAAUGAUUGUGAAGUCGCCUGUUUUCCAUUUUGGAUCCAUCUUUGUGUUUUGUUAGGGGUUGCUGCUGUUACUUUGUUUAUCUGUCGAUGAUUAUAUAAGCACACAUGAACAACGUAGACAUUAAUCUGAGAUACUUUAUCAACUCAGAUCAGUGUGUACAGUGUGUUCGUUCAUCAGAUACGUGUGCGAAUCAUAAUCCUGGUGGGAUAUUUUCACAUCCUUGCAGACCUAGAACACAAACGCUGAACACAUGUCUAACUAUGCAGAAAGGUUUUUUUAACGGUUCUUUGAAAAGAACAAAAUGUAGCUUCUUUUUUCCCCCUAAUUUAUUGGUCAGUAUAAGUCUGCGUAGGGUUUGUUGUUAACGAAUAAACUGUGGACGCCGAGAACAGCCAUCAUUUUCUUUUUAAUGAAGUAUUAUAAAAUAUAAAUUAGCCCGUUGUUGUGAUGAAAUUAGCCUUAUUUCAAUAAUAAUAAAAUAAAUUGUCCCAGAUUAAGACUG